This is a messenger RNA of Marmota monax (woodchuck), 1879 nucleotides long. RefSeq names its product developmentally regulated GTP binding protein 2 (gene Drg2). Gene Ontology annotation, molecular function: GTPase activity; GTP binding. Lineage: Eukaryota; Metazoa; Chordata; Mammalia; Rodentia; Sciuridae. Gene Ontology annotation, biological process: cytoplasmic translation. The transcript is spliced from 13 exons. Gene Ontology annotation, cellular component: cytoplasm. Bases 100 to 1194 code for a protein of 364 amino acids. The record is from RefSeq and is a predicted model, not a curated record.
GUUCGCAGUAGGCUUCCGGGCGCACGCUGUCGCCGCGCUCACACCGGAAUUCCCGGUGCUGCGGCUGUCGGCGUCCGUGCGCACAUCUCUGCCGCAGCCAUGGGGAUCUUGGAGAAGAUCUCGGAGAUCGAGAAAGAAAUUGCUCGGACGCAGAAGAACAAGGCCACCGAGUAUCACCUUGGCCUGCUGAAAGCAAAACUUGCCAAGUAUCGAGCCCAGCUCUUGGAACCAUCCAAAUCAGCCUCAACCAAAGGAGAAGGCUUCGAUGUCAUGAAGUCAGGUGAUGCCCGAGUGGCACUGAUUGGAUUUCCCUCUGUGGGUAAGUCCACCUUCCUGAGUCUGAUGACCUCCACGGCCAGUGAAGCUGCAUCCUAUGAGUUCACCACUUUGACGUGUAUCCCUGGGGUCAUUGAGUACAAAGGUGCCAACAUCCAGCUCUUGGACCUUCCUGGAAUCAUUGAAGGCGCAGCACAAGGGAAAGGUCGUGGCCGUCAAGUGAUUGCUGUGGCGCGUACGGCUGAUGUUGUCAUCAUGAUGCUGGAUGCCACCAAGGGAGAGGUGCAGAGGGGUCUGCUGGAGAAGGAGCUGGAGUCAGUGGGCAUCCGCCUCAACAAGCACAAGCCCAACAUCUACUUCAAGCCCAAGAAAGGUGGUGGCAUCUCCUUCAACUCAACAGUCACGCUGACCCAGUGUUCGGAGAAGCUUGUGCAGCUCAUCCUGCAUGAGUAUAAGAUCUUCAAUGCAGAGGUGCUUUUCCGAGAAGAUUGCUCCCCAGAUGAGUUCAUCGAUGUGAUCGUGGGCAACCGGGUGUACAUGCCCUGCCUGUAUGUGUAUAACAAAAUUGACCAGAUCUCCAUGGAAGAAGUGGACCGUCUGGCCCGGAAACCCAACAGUGUAGUCAUCAGCUGUGGCAUGAAACUGAACCUGGACUACCUGCUGGAGAUGCUUUGGGAGUACUUGGCCCUGACCUGCAUCUAUACCAAGAAGAGAGGACAGAGGCCAGACUUCACAGAUGCCAUCAUUCUCCGGAAAGGGGCCUCUGUGGAGCAUGUGUGCCACCGCAUCCACCGGUCACUCGCCAGCCAGUUCAAGUAUGCCCUGGUGUGGGGCACCAGCACCAAGUAUAGCCCACAGCGAGUGGGCCUCACCCACACCAUGGAACACGAGGAUGUCAUCCAGAUUGUGAAGAAGUAGCAGCGCCUGCCAGCCUCGUCGCCUGAGAAGGUGUCCCCCCUGGGACACACAAAAGCCCAAACAGGAAAAACACAGAUACAUAUGCCCCAGGAAAGGGUUCCCUCGAAUUUCUGCUGUUUCCAGAAGCUUCUUCAGUAGGCAGAUGAUGAAGAAUGUUGGGACAGAGGGGUGAGGUUGAGGGACUUGGGCUUUGUUGGGGACAUUUCCCAUGAGCCUGAUCCCCCUGGUGGGUUUCCAUGUUGGGAACUCGUAGCCUAUAUCCCUACCCCUGAUCCCUGUUGGGCACUGAGGGAGCAAGUUACCUACUUACUCCCCAACCAGGGCCUAAAACUGGUGGCAGGCUCCAUGCUGGUUGGGGAGAUGGGUCCCUGAGGCUGUAGCUACUGUCAGGGUACCUUGUUCCCUCAGCUCCUGCCAGCUUCUCUGGUACUCCAGGAAAGGGCUUUCCUAGGACAAAAGCCCCAUAAGUACCCCCCACAUGGGGCUGUCCCCCCACAUGGGGCUGUCCCAUGGUGGAAACCAGAUCACAACCUGAGUGGUCCUAAAGUGCCUCCCUUCCCAGGGCAGCCCCUGCCCAGCACAAACCCCAGGACCCUGCCCUGCACACCUGGGACUGAUGAGUCUGGACUCUUGUUUUCUCUCUAAGCCCCUUGCUUUCCUAUCUAAAAUAAAGGAAUAAAAGUUA